AUGAUACUGCGUAACUUGUUUUCCGUGCUCCUCUUUUUAAUCCAGCAUAGUUCUUGGGUUUCAGCCGACUUAACUGUCUCUAAGCCCGAAGCUGGCUCAGAGUAUUUUGUUUCUGCGGAUUCGGCAUCCUUAGACAUUGAAUGGAGGGACGCUGGCAUGUUACCUGAUUUGAGCUCAAUAACACAAUAUGUGUUCACAUUGUGUUCGGGUCCCAACAAGAAGAUAGAAGCAGUCGCUACGCUGGCAACAGUUUCUGCCAGCGAGGUCAAGGACAACAAAUACACUGUAAUCGUCGACGCACAAGCAGGCUCCAGUGGAACUUAUUUCGUUCAGGUCGUUGCUGUCUCUCCAAAAUGGAUCACUAUUCAUUAUUCGGACAGAUUCACCAUAACCGGUAUGCAAGGUAACAAAGCCGCACCUCGCGUCAACGAACCACAAGCUCCGAUGGCAGAAACAAUGAAAUUGGGGCCAGAUGGACCUCCACCUCCAAUAGAUUCUGCGUCUUUUCUUAUUCCAUAUUGCUCACAAACCGGAUAUACUCGAUUUGCGCCCAUGCAAACGCAACCAGGACCAACUGUCACGGCGACAGCGUGGACCAGACAAAACCCGACCAGCAGUUGUAGUUUCUAUCGCACUAACACAAAUCAAGGUAAGUGGCUUACCACGAUAACAGCAGGCUGGGACUAUACAGUCAAAAGUUGUAUCAACGAGGCACGUCCUCGACCAAUGCCCGCUGAAAAUGGUGGAUGGUACAACCGCGCAGAUAAGAUGACUCUGACAACUAGAAAAGUCAACAGAUACGUACAUUGA
Molecule: messenger RNA, 810 nt
Organism: Lachancea meyersii CBS 8951
Lineage: Eukaryota; Fungi; Ascomycota; Saccharomycetes; Saccharomycetales; Saccharomycetaceae
Source: the annotation of a GenBank genome assembly